Molecule: messenger RNA, 5965 nt
Organism: Lates calcarifer (barramundi perch)
Lineage: Eukaryota; Metazoa; Chordata; Actinopteri; Centropomidae
Product: xylosyltransferase I
Exons: 11
Coding region: 114-2960 (948 amino acids)
Biological process (GO): chondroitin sulfate proteoglycan biosynthetic process; heparan sulfate proteoglycan biosynthetic process
Cellular component (GO): membrane
Molecular function (GO): protein xylosyltransferase activity
Source: RefSeq, a predicted model, not a curated record
CACCACCACCACCUCCUCCUCCUCGUCCUCUCCUCUACUUCCACUUCUUCCUCCCCGUCGCGCUGCGCAGAGCCACAGACGGUCCUCCAGCUCCGUGCAGCCCCGGUGCGAAGAUGGUCGGCGGCUUGUGCGCUCGCAGGUUGGCCCGCCGUUCGCGGUCUGCCCUGAUAGCAGCCCUCACGGUGCUGCUGGUCCAGACGCUGAUUGUGUGGAACUUCAGCAGCCUCGACUCCGGCGAAGACAGGGAGAACGGAGGCUCCAGCGUGCGGGGGAAGAGGGACCGGGUCGCGGGCAACAAAGCCGCUGGCAGCGACUAUUUCCAGCACGGGUUCCAGCAGCAGCAGCAGCAUCUGCCUCCGCCUGGGAGGGGGACGUCUCGCCACAUACAGCAGCCGGAUGGCUAUUACUCCCACCGGCCAAAGGAGAAAAGUAGAGUGGACAGCAACAACGAGAACUCUGUGCCCAAAGACUUCGAGAACAUAGACAAUAGUAACUUUGGUGCGCGCUCGCAGCCACACCGGCAGUCUGUGGGGGCCACCAGCAGCAAGCAGCAGCGGGAGCAUCUGCAGGAGAAAGCCCACGCCCAACAGCAGGCCUGGCGGGACAAUUCCCCCGGCCUGGGCCGCAGCUCAAACGAAGUGCUGCCCGUAGGCCACCAGCCACUAGCAGUUGGCAACAAUGCCUCCUACGCAGGCGGUCAGGGUGUCGCGGCGGGAGUUUCGCGACAGCAAUACCGUGCCUCACAGGCCCAGCAGGCCCAGUCGCAGCACAGACAUCAACACCCCCACAAGAGGCAGGCAACUGCAGCGCCAUUGGAGGUGACCUAUGACCAGCCACCCAAAUGCGAGAUCAGUGGAAAGGAAGCCAUUUCAGCUCUCUCCAGAGCCAAGAGCAAGGAGUGCCGGAAACAGAUUGCUGAGGUGUACUGCAGACACAAAGAAGGGCAGCUGAUGCCUGAGAAGGUCACUCGCUACUGCCCCCUUGAGGGCAAAGCCAAUGUGAAUGUCCAGUGGGAUGAGGACUCUGCAGAGAGCUUUCCAUUCAAACCAGUGAAGAUAGCGUUUGUCCUGGUGGUCCACGGACGAGCCUCUCGCCAGUUUCAACGCCUCUUCAAAGCCAUCUACCACAUCUCGCACUACUACUAUAUACAUGUUGAUCAGCGCUCCAACUACCUGCACAGGCAGGUGCAGGCCUUGGCUGCCCAGUAUCCCAAUGUGAGGGUGACACCCUGGCGCAUGGCCACCAUCUGGGGUGGUGCCAGCCUGCUGACCAUGUAUCUUCGCAGCAUGGCUGACCUGCUGGCCAUGAGGGACUGGAGCUGGGAUUUCUUCAUCAACCUCAGUGCUGCUGACUACCCCAUCAGGACCAAUAACCAGCUGGUGGCCUUCCUGUCCAAAUACAGAGACAUGAACUUCAUCAAGUCCCAUGGCAGGGACAACGCCAGGUUUAUCCGUAAGCAGGGUCUGGAUCGUCUCUUCUAUGAGUGCGACACGCACAUGUGGAGGCUGGGCGACCGUAAAAUCCCAGAGGGAAUCUCGGUGGACGGCGGUUCCGACUGGUUCCUUCUUAACCGCAUGUUUGUGGAAUAUGUCAUCAACUCCAAGGACGACCUGGUCACCAACAUGAAGCGCUUCUACGCCUACACUCUGCUGCCUGCUGAGUCGUUCUUCCACACUGUGCUGGAGAACAGCGCCCAUUGUGAGAGCAUGGUGGAUAACAACCUGCGCAUUACCAACUGGAAUCGUAAACUGGGCUGUAAGUGCCAAUACAAACACAUCGUGGACUGGUGUGGAUGCUCCCCGAAUGACUUCAAGCCUGCAGACUUCCACCGCUUCCAGCAAACGGUGCGACCCACCUUCUUUGCCAGAAAGUUUGAAGCCAGCGUGAACCAGGAGAUAGUGAACCAGCUGGACACCUACCUGUUUGGACCGUUCCCCCAGGGGACGCCGGCGCUCAGCUCAUACUGGGAGAACAUGUAUGAUGAGCCGGACGGCGUGGCCAGCCUGUCGGACACGCAGCUCACAUACUACCACUCCUUCUCACGCCUGGGCCUGGCCAGGGCCACCGCCUCGCUGCAGGGAAACCCCAAGGAUCACAGCUGCAGGUACUUCCCCAUGGGCCACCCGGUGUCAGUGCACCUCUACUUCCAGUCAGACCAGUUCCAGGGCUACUUGGUCAAGCACCAUGCCACCAACCUGGCCACUAGCAAGCUGGAGACCAUGGAGACCUGGGUGGCGCCCAAGAAGAACUUCAAGCUAACCACCCCUCCCACCAGCACAUUCAGCAGGUUGCAGUUUGCGGAGAUCGGCACGGAGUGGGAUGCCAAAGAACGUAUGUUCAGAAACUUUGGAGGCUUGAUGGGGCCCAUGGACGAGACGGUGGGCAUGCAGAAGUGGAGCAAGGGCCCUAACAUCACCGUCACGGUCGUGUGGAUCGACCCCACCAACGUCAUCGCGGCCACCUAUGACAUCCUGAUCGAUGCCAGCGCAGAGUUCACCCACUAUCGCCCGCCACUGAACCAGCCUCUGCGACCUGGUGUCUGGAGCGUCCGCAUCCUGCACCACUGGAGCCCUGUGGCUGAGAUGAAUUUCCUUAUUGCCCCACUAUCCUAUUACAAACACCAGCCCAUACGACAAGAGGAUACCCUGAAGCUGCACAAUGGGCCAGCAAAGAACAGCUACAUGGAGCAGAGUUUCCACGGCCUCAACCCAGUGCUCAACAUCCCUGUCAGCCUGGGCUACGUAGAGCAGGCCAAGAGGAACGCGGCACUGACCGGCCCAGAGCUCGAGCAUUGGUUAGACAGCCUGGUGGGCGAGCUGUGGGAGGCGGCCGACGUCUGCGCCGUGGGCCCUACCGCCUGUCCUGUCAUGCAGGCCUGCUCCAAGAACCCUUGGAGUUCCCUGAGCCCAGACCCCAAAUCCCAUCUGGGAGCACCACGCGCAGACGGGCGCAUCAGGUAGCAGUGAGGCCUCCAGCUGGACGGGAGGUCGCGGCACAGGAGAUUUCACUGUCGAUUUUUAUUUAUUUAAGGGGGUUCGUUGCAGACAGAGGGAAGGAGAAGCGUUCUUCCUCUGUCUCGGGAGAAGAAGAAAAGAAAAGAAAGAGUGGAUUUCUUUGGGAGGUUGGUGAGGGUGUCUGGACAGAAAGCAAGGAGAAUGAUUUUCAGAUCCUCCCACGGGGUUCCUCCUUUUAGGGGAUUAUGCUGGCUUUGCUAUUUCAGUUUCUCAGUGUAUUUAUUUUUCUCCUCAUGGCUGAGUUUUACUGUGAUCAAACGUUGCAAUUUUCAAGCAUCUAUUUUGCUGCUGAAUGAAUUAUGAAGUCAGCUUUUAAAGAACUGCACGGGCACAGCAGUCAUGUGAGCGCGGAUUGUCGACACUGGCAGCAGACUAAAGAUCUGCUGCAAUAAGGCCUUAGCUGUAAGACAUAUCUGAGGAGGUAGCCUGGUACUGAAUUAAAUGUGCCUCCCUCAGGUUUAUGUCAGCAUAAACAAAAUGAGAUGAUAUCUGAGCGGUCAGAUAACCCAAACAGGUGAAAAGAUUAUUUUGAUACGACUCAAAUGCAGCACCACUGAAAGCAAAUUUCCCAAUUAUGAAGAACAACAAAUAUUUUAGCGUUAUUAAAGUCAAUUACAAUUAAAAAGUCAAUUAAAAAGUCAAACCUCUGAGUUUCUGAUAGAUCACUGACUCAGUUUGUAAAUCAGUAGAAUAAAUCAGUAACAGCAGCACAACUUCCUUCAGUUCAGUGCCUGAUCAGGAUGUGGAACUGUUGUGGCUGAGCUCACCAUCUGCUGCAGUCACAUUUCGUAAAUAUGGAGGGGGGAAAAAGAGAGAAAUGCAAAUACAGAGGCCUUCUCAGAACAAUUACAAUUAUUUGGAUAAUAAUAGAAAUUUAAAGUAGACAUGUUAGUAUUCUAAAUUCAUAAAUGCCUCAUUUGUGGUUGUUGCACAAUAGUAUUUUAAGACCUAACAUUGACAUAGUGUUGUUUUCUUUAAUAAAACCCAGAUGUUGUGACAGGCAGAGGACAAAGAGAGAACUGUUUUGUCCGUCUUAUUUUUUUUGUUUGUUUUUCUUUUUACCAAACUGCCUCAAACUUGAAACACGUUUAUCUCAAGCUGACCUUAAAAUUGUCAUCCUUGUACUCAGUGUCAUCCUUUUUUCUUUACUUUCUUUCCAAUCUUUUCAGUGAUUCUUUAUGUUGUACAUAAUUAUACAAGAAGUCUCAAAAAUUGCGUGAAUGAGGGGGGGGGUGAGUCCAUGAGUCGCUAUUUAUUUAUAAGUUUAUAUUAAUACUGAUAUUUUUAGUCAGUGACUAAAUAACUGCGACGCUGCUUUGGCAGCAUGAUAAAUAUUUUUUUGUAAAGAAAGCCGCCUUUAUUUACAAAGGCCAACACCCCAAACUUAUACUGUACCUUUUUAUGGCCCACACCUGUGUGUCAGUGUUGUCCUGUCUGAAUAGAUCCUCUUGUCCUGGUUUCUUACAUGGCUUUUUGCCAAGUGCAUCCCAAGAGAAAGCCACGCUGACCUACAAGGUCAAAGGUCAGCUGCCUAACAACUUCACCAAACAGAGAAGGUGAACAGAAACACUCCUCACAAAGCAAAACACCUUGGACAACGUCUGGACUGAAGGAGAAACUGUGCUUUUUUUGGUGUUUUAUGGUUCCUGUCAGUUUCCGAAUGAUAGUGAGUGGUAGUGAUCUUCAUGCUGUGACAAUAAUGUACAAUUUCAAGUGAUUAUUAUAUUGUGUCUUGAUUGCAAAAUGCAUAAUUUAUUAGAUCGGGUCUAUGGCACCGUUUCAACUCUUAUCUACAUUUGAAGUACCUUUUCUGCCAUCAAGACAAUCUCUGGACAUUUGAGACGAGUUAAUUCCACUGAGGGUAGCACUGUACCACAACACAUCCUGAACAUUGGAUAUUUGUCUUACUUUGAAAUAAGUUUCAUCUGAAGCCAAUUAGGAGUUCAAUCUGUGAUUGUCAACAUUGUUUAGCCAUCACACGAGCUAAGUGAGUGUUUUUGCACUGGCUAAUUAAGAGACAUUACUGUUCAUUAAUGUCAAGUUCACCUUGCCUUUCUGUUGGAUGUGUCUAUUAUAAUUGCUAUCACUCCUUCCCUCUCAAAUCUACACUGUUUCUGGGGUUGGGUUGUAAAGAACAAUUCUGUUUUCCACUGGCUGGCUUCUGCUGCCAUCUUUUAACUUUAAGUGCCACCGUGCUCUGGAUAAUUACUUCACACAAUACAUAUUAUGUAAGUUCAAUGACAGUUUCGGAAAAAGGUGAAUUGAAUAAAUGUAACUCAAUGUGAAAGUCCUAUUUUGUAACAAAAUGAUUAACAAAUGAAGAUGAUGUACAUAGGUAUUUUGUAUUGAAAUAUUGUUUAAAAGGUAUUCUACAUGUAAAUACAGAUGUGGUUAAAAAAAAAAAAGACAUUGAAUUAUUAAGAGUUUUUAAAAUGUCAGUAAUUGGGCACAAAGAGUGAAUCGAUGGUGUUUAUUGAUCUAAGUACACAACCUGUUUCAGUGUUUUUGGACAACAACCUUGUCCUGUUUGCCUCUCAGAGAAAAUCACAUGCCAGAUUGUUGUUGUUCUUGCUGGAAUGUAUUGUUGAGCAACUGUUGCACAAAUUUCUCUGACUGAUGUUUCCCCCAUUGUUUUUUUUUUGCUUCUUCUUCUUUCUUUCCGGGGAGGCUCUGUGUGCCUUAGCUGACUUUUAGAACCUUCUCUGUCCAUUAAGAAGAAAAUAUUUUGUUAUUUGUUUUUGACACAUGUGAAGAAUACCAUGGGUCUGUCAAGUGAUUCACUGGUACUGCAACACCAAAAAGAUGUCUGCUAUUGUAUAUAUCAUCAGGCCUUCUGUCUUUAUCAGCUUUUUUUUUUUUCUGCCCUUUGGGGCACUUAGUUUGUUGUACUUGACUGGCUUGGUUUACUUUUCUCUGACUGCUUUUUGGAAAUAAAAUUCUAUGGAAAAAAC